Molecule: messenger RNA, 1179 nt
Organism: Cyclocybe aegerita
Lineage: Eukaryota; Fungi; Basidiomycota; Agaricomycetes; Agaricales; Hemipholiotaceae
Source: the annotation of a GenBank genome assembly
AUGACGCUGCUGUCCUUUGUGGAUGAUGGGACCAUUCUGGCCCAAUCCAAACAACUUGAUGAUAAUAAUGUAGGCCUGCGUAAGGCCUACAAAAUUAUCUACCUUCUCUUUGUUGCCUUCGUGCUCGUUCUUGAACACGACAAGACCGAGUUGUUUCACUUUUCGCGUCGACGAGAUGCCUACAAUCCCUCGCUGGAUCUGGGGUACGCCCCUCAUACCGGUGCUACACCUUUGAAACCCAAGACCUAUUGGAGAGGUCUCUCGCCUAAACAGCGCCGCCUCUUAUAUCGGUCGUGUGUGGUUCCCAUUGCCACAUACGGCUAUCGUCUCUGGUAUUUUGAUGGUGCCCGUAACAAGGGUGCGAUGAACCAGUUGAAAUGGAUGCAGCGGAAAGCUGCUCUAUGGAUUACGGGUGCUUUCCGCACCUCACCUCUGCGUCUCAUCCCUGUCCACCUUAUGCUGAAGAAGCUGGCAACGCGUGCAGUGUAUUGCGUCGCCACCCUCUCAGACACCCACCCUCUUCGCUCCAUGAUGGGCGAGGGACUCCUCAAGCGAGCCGCACCACACGCUCGCUCCGCCGCCUUGAUGACCCCAGCUAUGCGAGGGAAAGUCAAGAGCACUGUCAUGGAGGUGGAUGAGCGUGUCCACACCUUAACUGAGAGCUUCAAACCGUUUGCGCCCGAAGCUCGCCCAGCUGCCAUCAUCUACAAGGGACAUCGCGAGCUCGAAAGGACUCACUAUGUCUCUGGCAGAGUUACUGCCCCAGAUGCGGAACUCAAUGCCAUCUCGUGUGCAGUGCGCCUUGCUGUCAAGCAGGCAAACUGCCAACAUAUUAUGGUCUUUACUGACUCUAUGGGCUCAGCCCAUAGAGCGGUUGACCCCGGUGUGCAUUCUGGUCAGGCUUUUAGUCUGUCAGUAUGUCGCGCUCUUCAAGAGUGGUUUGAGGUGGAUGAUCUCCGCUGCAUUACCUUCGUCUACGUCCCAUCCGCUCUGCGGUGGGAUAUCCAUGACACGCUACGCUCCCAAGCGGCGCACUCAGUCCUGGAUUCGUGGAGUUCCACUUUCCAGGAUCCAACUUACCGAGGCUCUGAAUUCUUAGAGCUUCAACGGGCGGCCGCUACAGCCAUCGUACCUCAAUGGGGGACCUUGGCUUUCAACCUUCGGACACAGUAUUACUGA